Paralichthys olivaceus (Japanese flounder) is the source of this 4439-nucleotide messenger RNA. It is a transcript of the gene b3gnt2b, whose product is annotated as UDP-GlcNAc:betaGal beta-1,3-N-acetylglucosaminyltransferase 2b. Gene Ontology annotation, cellular component: Golgi membrane. Gene Ontology annotation, molecular function: UDP-glycosyltransferase activity; hexosyltransferase activity. NCBI's taxonomy places the organism in Eukaryota, Metazoa, Chordata, Actinopteri, Pleuronectiformes, Paralichthyidae. The record is from RefSeq and is a predicted model, not a curated record.
CCUCCUCCCGCUCUCCGGCUCCUCCUCCUCGGUGUGCUUCAGAGUCAGUCUUCGGCGCAGCGUCAACCAGGAGCCGCGUGAGAGCCGACGUCUCCCCGCCGGAGAAACCGAGUCGCGUGGAUGUACCGAGAGUUUUCCCGGUGACGUCGCGUGGACGGAGGGAAGCCGGGGCUCCUCGGAGGAGCUGAGUCCUCAAGCACAUGAGGAGAACCGACCGGUGAACUGCUCAACCCCACCUCCGCUCCUCCACGCCUUCCCUUCAUCCCUUUUCCGCACUGGCUCCUGUUCCCCAGAGGGCAGAGCUAAGUAUGGGGUAAAAGAGCCGAGAGGAGACGCAAAGACGAGUCAAGCUGAGGAGGCCGGCUCACCUGCACAGAUUUCUGUCGGUUGGAUCCCAGAGAGGCCGUGCUCGAGAUCAGGGAAUUUCUGAAGGGGGAAAAAAAAGCAAAGAGAAGGGAGUGUGACCCAAGAGCCUGGCAGGUGUACGAAACCUGGAGAUGUAGAGCCGAGGCUAUUUUAAAGGUGGGUGCAGGAUCAUGGCGAUGCAGCGGAGGAGGCUGAAGCUUGUGGUGACAGUCAUGACGAUCAACCUCUUCAUUUUUAUCCUCAUUGUCCGACACAGCGGUCAGGACAAAAACGGGAAUCCCAAGGUGCGCAUCCCCUCUGAGCCCUUCUGGAGCAAACUGGCUCCCGUCCCGGCUUACUGGAACCGCCAGCAGCAGAUCCUGGACUUCCAGAACAAUCCCAUCUUAGCGUCUGACUACAACGCCACAGAACUGCAUGAUUGGCUCACUGAGACCGGUCUCCCCUCUGACCCCUGCAGGCAGAACAUCAGGGUCACCACUCAGGUGAAAGACUACAACUCCCUGCCAGACCGCUUCAAGGACUUUCUGCUUUACAUGCACUGUCGCUCCUACCCGACGAUGGUGGACCAGCCAAAUAUCUGUAAGAAGCCGCCGUUCCUGCUCCUAGCUAUUAAAUCCCAGGUAUCGCACUUUGACCGCCGCCAGGCUAUCCGUCAAUCCUGGGGACGGGCAGGUGUUGUAGCCAAUCAGACGGUGGUUACUGUCUUCCUUCUGGGCAAUGCCACAGCCUGGGACCACCACCCAGAUCUAUCCCACAGCCUGAGGGACGAGAGCGCCCGCCAUCGAGACAUCAUCCAGUGGGAUUACCGGGAUUCAUUCUUUAAUUUAACCGUCAAAGAAGUUUUGUUCCUGGAAUGGAUCCAGGCUCGUUGCCCCGCGGCUCGCUUCAUCUUCAAAGGAGACGACGACGUCUUUGUCAACACCUACCGCAUCCUGGACUUCCUCAAGGGCCUCUCGGAGCCCAAAGCCAGGGACCUGUUUGUGGGUGAUGUGAUCACUGAGGCAGGGCCACACAGAGACAAGAAAGUCAAAUACUUCAUCCCAGAGAGCAUGUACAUUGGGAAGUAUCCGCCAUACGCAGGGGGGGGAGGGUACCUUUACUCGGGUGACGUCGCUGCCCGUCUUCACGUCGUGUCACACAGAGUCCCGCUCUACCCAAUAGAUGAUGUCUACACAGGCAUGUGUCUUAAAAAAAUAGGGCUGGGCCCCGAGAAACACAAAGGCUUCAGGACAUUUGACAUAGAAGAGAAGUACAGGGCGAACCCCUGUGCCUACAAGAGUUUAAUCCUCGUUCACCCAAGGACGCCGCAGCAGAUGAUCGAGAUCUGGACCUGGCUCAGUAGCCCGGAUCUGAACUGCCAGUGACGACUCCACCACAGUCAGUUUGGGACGGACUGAAAUGGACCCAGAGAAGAAGACAUUUUGGGGUUGUUCUCAAAACGUCCAAGUGAUAAACGUUUUAUCUUGAACGGAGCCGUGGACUACAAGUUGGCAGCUUUAAGUUAAGAUAUUAAAAAUAAUGGAUAUUUGGAUCCUCAGCUUGGUGCAGUUGAUGCAUCACACUCUGAAAACGAGGACAGAUGGAUUGUUGGCUCCGGUUCUCAAAAGGACCACCGUAGUAUUUUGGCUUGAUGUCAGACUUCAAUAGAAAAGCGAAUCCUGCUUUACUGUGUCAAACUAGCUUUACCCCAAAGCGUCCGUGUCUGGCUACGCGUGCACAUAUUUAUAUUUCACAACUAUUUAUAUGGCCUUUAAAAUGCUUUAACACUGUCGGCUCCACGAUGGAGCGUCUCAAUGCUGUAUUAUAUAAAUAUGGAGACUAAAGCCUGGGACGUGUCCACCUGGGAUUCUUUGUUCUUUGCCCAAGGUGAGAAGUCUCAAAAGAGUGGGUGGUACAACCAGUGGUUCCCAUACGCUGCAGUUUAUUGCUGCGAGCUUUAAAGGGGCUUCCUGGUCAACACAUCCUGGUAAUUGUUGCUGGAGGCUUAGUUUGUGCUGCUAUUCCGAACCACACUCCCUAAAGUAUUUACUUGUGACUCGCUCCAACUCAAACUCAACCGUUCUCUCUCUUUUAUUCUCUGUUUGCUAAUUUAAAAAUCAUUCAGUUUCUCAAAGUUCUUCUCUCUGAUUCCUAUAAAUGGUGCUUUUUUUUCUGUUUUUUUUUUGUUUUUUUUAGAUGUGUAAUGUAAAAAGUUCAAAUCCUUCCACAGUUUAGAAAAGGGGAGUUUGGUGGAGUGAACACACUUGUGUUUUCAGGAAAUGAGGGGGACAGGAGUCCAGCACUGUGCAGCUCAGCAGGUCUGGGCUUGGCUUGACAUGGAUGGAGAAAUCUGUCCAACUCUGCUUCAGGCUCUCACUUCACUCAAAAUGAAAAAAAAGACCCAAAAAAUAAAGAGACUCUUUUAAACCCAAAGUGCAUUUUCAGAGAGAUGUCGAAACACUUCAGGCUCGAGCUUCUGUCUGAACUUGAAUGUUGUUAAAAGUUGUGUUGCUUUGACGUCAGAGAGCGAAAAAAAAAUCAUGAAAACAUAUCGAAGCUACACAACUUUCAUUACUCGACAAAUCGGCACUGAUCAUUUUAAAGGCUUCAUCUCGUAAUUCCUUUCCUUAGUAGAUUUAUUUGUAUCACACCCUUCGAAAGCUUACGAUAUGUUCAGACAUAUUUUGAGAUGUUUUACCCCUGAAAGUUUUAACCCGGUGAAUGAAACUCUCUGUUUUAGUUGUUGCUCGGCUCAGAGAUGCUUUACCUCACACGCUGUCUUUCACUCGCUCUCCAGGAGAAUCUCUGCAGACAUUUACUUUCCUUGUUAUGUAACGUUCCUUUCACAGCUUUGUGUGAGACACAGUCAGACACUUGACACAUAGAUGCACCUUUGUGAUAAUUCAUGUGUCUGAGAGGAGGAGGAGAACGAGGAGGAGGAGGAGGAGGAGAUGCUCUCUUUGUUUUCUCUCCUUGAAUGUCGGGUUAAAGCUCUGAUUCUCUUCUGUGGCUUCACGUCAGCGUGUGGAUGUUCUUCAGCGUUUGUACCCAGAAUGUCAACACUUAGAAUAAGUGGCAUAAGUGUUGGAUUGAGUCUCAUGUUCCCUGAACCUUGUUGUUCAAACAUCUGAUGUGAGAGAGAGAGAGGCUGUGUUCUUACGCCUCUGUUAGAGCUCCCCCUGCUGGUUAUAGCCUCCUACACUGGCAACUCCUUGACUUUAAUAUAAAACCUAAUUUAUUUUAGUUUUUUUCACCAUCUGUUCAUUAUCUCGGCCCCUAACUCUUCAAAUACCCUCGAUAAGAAAUGUACAUUUCCUGUUUAUUUGUAAUUUGACAUUUGAAAUGUUUACAUGUUAUUAAAAGUCAUCAUCGUUUAUUUUUAUAAUUUCUACGUCUGUCUGAUGAUUGGCUGUUUGUUUGAUUUCUGUUCACCAGGCUGAUAUGCAACUUCUUGGUGGUUUGACUGUUUUUUAAGGCCUUUUUCUUUAUGAAACACAGGAGCUGUGUGUGUGUGUGUCGACCGUCAGUGUUUCUUUGGUCUCGUUUCCCAGAAUGUGUCGUUCUCUGACCUCUUUGUGUUGGUGUGACCCAGUGGGUACAGAAGAAAAAAAACAAGGGGCAUUUAUGCAUCAACAAGACAGGAAAAUUAAAAUGUAAUAAAAAUGAACUCUGGGAAAAUGAUCCACUUAAAAUGAAAACAUAUCAAUGUGAUAAAGAUUGAAUGUUCAGAAACCUUUAAAAUUCACUAACAACUUGAUGCUUCAGCGACUUUGACUGUUAACUCACAGGAUUUGGAUAAUUUCACAUCACUCAUUUCUAAUAUUUGCUGCAUCACCCCACUGUUAACACGUUUCUCCUGAAUCCUGUGGUUAUUGUUCAACAGCAGCUGCAACGGUCAGUGAUAAAAACCAAAUCUGUGCCUGAUGUUUGUACGUACUGUAUCUGUAAGAGUAUACUUCAGCCAUUUAAGCGUGAUCGCUUUUUUUAUUACCUAGAAAGACUUGAUUGUUUGAAUAAAGUUAUAUUUCGCUGUUUUUGUAUAUACUGAACUAUGCAUUUUUAUUGUUAAACAAAUAAAUUAUGUGGCACAAGUA